CCCCGUUCCCCACUGUGGGGCUCCCAGGCCCAGGAGAUGGAGCAACGCAUAGACAAGUAGGAAUCUCCUAUUGUACACCCCAUACUCGCAUACUUACCUGUAGACUCGCCACAUUACCUGUAGACUCGCCACAUUACCUGUAGACUCACUAGAGUCUACAGGUAAUGGGCACCCAAGUGGCGCAGCGGUCUAAGGCACUGCAUCUCUGUGCUUGAGGCGUCACUACAGACCCUUGUUCGUUUCCAGGCUGUAUCACAACCGGCCGUGUUUGGGAGUCCCAUAGGGCGGCGCACAAUUGGCCCAGUGUCGUCCAGGUAUGGCCAGGGUAGGCCGUCGUUGUAAAUAAGAAUUUGUUCUUAACUGACAUGCCUAGUUAAAUAAAGGUUAAAUAAAAAAGCACAAAAAAAACUUGAUACUCACCACAUUACCUGUAGACUCACUAGAUACUCACCACAUUACCUGUAGACUCACUAGAUACUCACCACAUUACCUGUAGACUCACUAGAGACUCACCACAUUACCUGUAGACUCACUAGAUACUCACCACAUUACCUGUAGACUCACUAGAUACUCACCACAUUACCUGUAGACUCACUAGAUACUCACCACAUUACCUGUAGACUCACUAGAUACUCACCACAUUACCUGUAGACUCACUAGAUACUCACCACAUUACCUGUAGACUCACUAGAUACUCACCACAUUACCUGUAGACUCACUAGAUACUCACCACAUUACCUGUAGACUCACUAGAUACUCACCACAUUACCUGUAGACUCACUAGAUACUCACCACAUUACCUGUAGACUCACUAGAUACUCACCACAUUACCUGUAGACUCACUAGAUACUCACCACAUUACCUGUAGACUCACUAGAUACUCACCACAUUACCUGUAGACUCACUAGAUACUCACCACAUUACCUGUAGACUCACUAGAUACUCACCACAUUACCUGUAGACUCACUAGAUACUCACCACAUUACCUGUAGACUCACUAGAUACUCACCACAUUACCUGUAGACUCACUAGAGAGACUCACCACAUUACCUGUAGACUCACUAGAUACUCACCACAUUACCUGUAGACUCACUAGAGACUCACCACAUUACCUGUAGACUCACUGAGACUCACCACAUUACCUGUAGACUCACUAGAGACUCACCACAUUACCUGUAGACUCACUAGAACUCACCACAUGACUGUAGACUCACUAGAUACUCACCACACUUUGUUUCUAGAUCUUCUUGGCCGUAAUGCAGCUGUUUGUAGACGAGCCACCUCAGCUCAUAGUCUACACAUAGUGUUAAUAUUCUUACUCUCGAAGCUUCUAUAUUCCAUGUUUUUUAGUGUGGCGUCUACACCUCUAGUGUUUAUAGUCUCUACACCUCAUAGUGUUUAUAGUCUCUACACCUCAUAGUGUUUAUAGUCUCUACACCUCGUAGUGUUUAUAGUCUCUACACCUCAUAGUGUUUAUAGUCUCUACACCUCAUAGUGUUUAUAGUCUCUACACCUCGUAGUGUUUAUAGUCUCUACACCUCAUAGUGUUUAUAGUCUCUACACCUCAUAGUGUUUAUAGUCUCUACACCUCGUAGUGUUUAGUCUCUACACCUCGUAGUGUUUAUAGUCUCUACACCUCAGUGUUUAGUCUCUACACCUCAUAGUGUUUAUAGUGUAUUUCAUGUACUGUAAGUGUAUGAAAGCACUGCCUUUAUCAAUGCAAGGUUAAAAGUGAAUGGUUUGUUCUGGCUGAGAUUGUAAUGGAACGCCAACAAAGUGCGUGUGUCUAUGUGUGUGUGUCAGGUUGCAGACAGAGAGUCAACGGUUAGUGGAGGAGGAGGAGAAACUGGAGCAGCAGAUGGAGGAUGGCCAAGCUGUGAGUGACACACACUAUGUCUUACUGUACUUGUGAGGACCUUUUGGGGACCAACAAUUGAUUCCCAAUGAUUCCCAUUUUUCCCCUAACCCUAAACUCUAAUUCUAACCCCUUAGCCUAAAAUAUACUUUUUUACAAGUGAGGACCAGCAAAAUGUCCUCACUUCUCUGAAUUUUAGUUAGUUUGCUAUUCUUGUGAGGCCUUCUGGUACUAAAACGUGUACACCUACACUACACACACACAGAGGGAGAAAUAAUUAGGAUGGCCAAGCUGUGAGUAACGCACAUAAACACACACUGAUACACACGCACACAAACCAAUUGAAUGGGCUAGCUAGAAUACAUGCAGAACAAGUAGCCCCAUCAUUACGUCAAUUCUUCCCACCAGUCCUGACCGACGAGGCUCCUUUUAGAUUAAUAAUACAUUUUUCCAUAAUAAUACGUUAAUGCAGCUUUGAUGUAGCACCUCUUGUUCAGAAGCAGGAACUUUAGAAAGGCCCUUCUUACAUAAACAAUGUACCACUUAGACGUGUAUAAUCGUUCCACCUCAAGGAAACCGUGACUGUUUACCUCAGAAUGACCUUUUAUUUUAGAACAAAAAUUCUCUUCUCCUCUUCAAGUCUUUUGUUUGUAUUUCUUCUCCUAACCUUGAUUUUUAGAGGUUGUUGUAGAGACGUGAAUCACAAACCGAGCGUGUUAUUUUGACUCGUAGACUAGGAGCAGACCAGUGAAGGUUGACUCGUAUGAUAGUGGCUUUUUGUGGCAUGGCAGAGAUGCAACUACUCACAACAAUUUGCUCUUGUUAUAAAGAGAGUGUGCUCCCACCCUCUUUAAAGGUAGACUCAGUGAUUUGACGUAGAUGCAUAAAGUAAACUGCAUAGUGGAUCAAUUUCCGCAACAACUAAGAGCGUUGAAGCGCGAGGCUCAACUUAUAUGCUGUUUUCGUGCCCUGGCUACCAGGCUGUAACGAAGCGAACCCUGUAGACGUGCAGAUACUGUGUGUGACUGUGUGAGAGAGAAGUCUUUGCAUCUCAUUCAUCUCAAUAUCUGCUGUGCUGCUUGUGGCAACGUCAUUCCGCUGAGUCUACCUUGUUAAGGUAGGCAUAUUUAGUAUUGAAUAGUCACUGGUGGAAGGUGGGCCCUAAAGGCUAAUUUGCAUCCCCUUGUGGGUUGAAAAUGCAUGAAUGACGACGUUCAUCUACUCUUAUAAUGGCAUUGCUCAUCUAGGGUCAUGGUUACAACUUGAGACUGAAAAUAAUUAAAGAAUGGAAUGUGCCUAUCUAACCCCGCCUGUGUCUGUCUCCUCCAAUAGAAUGCAGCAAUGGUGGUGGAGGCUACAGCAGGUAGGUGUGACCUGUCUGUGAAUGAACUAAUGACUGUCUAGCUGUCACCACCUGUUACUGUUAGCAACCGCUGGUAGCAAUCGUUGUUCCACUAGCACUUCUUUAUAUUACUUGAUUCAAUCAAUUUAAUUGCUGAAAGAUAAAAUAAUACGUCUUUAUGUUUCUGUUUGAGUUGAUAAUGAAUGUGAUGUGUGGUAAAAAUACAUUAUUUUAAAUAACAGAUUUUAAAACAGAAUCGGGACAGUUGAUUUGAAAUUCCCUUCGAUCUUCAGUUGAAUGGUGGGCUUAAUAAAACACUGAUUAAAAAAAGUGUUAUUUCCAUCUACCUAUUCCCACAGAAGCAGUCCAUGCAGUUAUCUUGGAGAAUGGACAGGAAGAAGUAGAGGCCGAAUCCGGUAAGGGGUUAACAAUGUUAACAUCAUCGCUCCUCCACUCUGAAUCAACUCAAAUGGGUUGUAGUCCCAGAAGAUGCUACAGACUGUACUAGCCUUUGAUGGUAUUUGUAUUACAAAGGCGAAACAUUGUAUUCAUACGUCAGUGGAAGUUCAUACAUGCAUACAGUGAAUAUCUAUGCAUUUUAAUGAUAUGGAAUACAUAUACAUUGAUGCUGAUGAAGAAUCUCAUGUGUUAAGUUAAGUUAUCAGAGGGUAAAGCACAGAAAUAUUAUUUAUAUAACGUGAACAUCCCAUUAGACCACUGCUGUUUGGCUGCACCAUGAUGGGUCUAGUAAUUAUAUUUCUAUGGGGCAAAGAGCACACAACACAACACAAGCCAAGUCAGUGGAAAUGUUCUGGUUGGUUGGAUUCAGGGUCACAGGGACUGGCAACAUGCCUUUGGCUUGGUGCUAAAAUGUCCCUCUUAUCAUUAUGACCUUCUGUCAUGAGUCCAGAAUAGAACAGCGGUGAUUCUGUAAGCUGCACUCCCUUCUCUUCUUUUGGAUUUCUAAUGUCACUCGUUCCAUUGGCCGGCCUCUUUUCUUGUCUUUCUCCUUCACUCUCCAUAACUUUCUCCAAGUUCCAACAAAUGUUCAACUCUCCUGUUUCUUCUGUGCUCACUAUUCUAGCUGGGCUUUGCAGAGCUUGGUAAGAUGGAUGUGCGUGUUUGCCAAUGGUCUUGCUGAUAGAAGGCUGGGAAGAUGAUUUCAACAUUUCCUAACUAUGAUCUGUCUCUUGUCACAGUUCUAGGAACAGUUGAGGCAGCUCUAUUGGAAAGAGCUGAGAUCCUCACCAAUGGGAGAGGAGAGGGGGAGGGGCAAGCUGCUACCCACGAUGCAUCAGACGGCGGACUGCCCAACGGUCCAGUGACUGUCAUCCCUGGCGACGGUACAGUUACCAUGACGUUCCUGGGGUUCACUGAGGCUGAGCCAGGCGAGGCUCCGUUAAUCGAGGACGACGAGGAAGGAGGAUUGAUCAUGAUGCGAGCGGAGCGAGUGACUAUCACGGACGAGGGAGACAAGCUGGCCGAUGACCUUUCCCCUCCGGGUCAGGAACAAGAAGUAGACUUGGCCGCGUCCAAUCAGAGCUCAGAAUCUCCUGAGGAAGGAGGAGAUGAGAAGGUGAAACCAGAGACAACUCCUGAAGAGUCCUCAGAAGUAGCAAAAGAGACUGAGGUGGAGGCAGACACAGUAACAGGAGAUUUAGGAGAAGGACAGAUGGACACAGUAACAGGAGAUUUAGGAGAAGGACAGAUGGACACAGUAACAGGAGAUUUAGGAGAAGGACAGAUGGACACAGUAACAGGAGAUUUAGGAGAAGGACAGAUGGACACAGUAACAGGAGAUUUAGGAGAAGGACAGAUGGACACAGUAACAGGAGAUUUAGGAGAAGGACAGAUGGACACAGUAACAGGAGAUUUAGGAGAAGGACAGAUGGACACAGUAACAGGAGAUUUAGGAGAAGGACAGAUGGACACAGUAACAGGAGAUUUAGGAGAAGGACAGAUGGACACAGUAACAGGAGAUUUAGGAGAAGGACAGAUGGAGGGUGGGGCAAACGGUGGUGGAGAGGCACAGCCAGUAGAGGAAGCUCCUGUGUCUGACCUGCAGUCCCCAGAUGAUGCCCUAGAUGGCGCUGUGGCGGCCGUUCCCGUCUACUCUGAGACCUCACUCACCCCCAGGCCCGACGCAGAGGGAGAGGCUGCAGGCGAGCCGGCAGAGGGUGAUGCGGAAGUGAAGACUGAAGUGGAAGUCAAGGGGGAAGAGGUGGCCUUGGUGGCCCCAGAAACAGCCACCCUCCCUGGGGGACAGUUCCUGGAGGUGUCCUUAGUGGAACCCCAGACUGAGUCAGAGCCAGAGCAGGAGCCCUUGCUGUUCCCAUCCAAGGCCCAGACCCUGGCCCUGGGGGAGCAGGCUCCAGCCGCCCCAGAGACACUUACCCCUACCAGGGGAGAGGCGGAGGGAGGGGUCGGUGUGGCUCCCAAACGCAAGACCUGCCAGUGCUGCUCUGUCAUGUGA
Messenger RNA from Coregonus sp. 'balchen', 5670 nucleotides. The record is from the annotation of a GenBank genome assembly. Lineage: Eukaryota; Metazoa; Chordata; Actinopteri; Salmoniformes; Salmonidae.